UGUGACGGGCGCUGCUGCCUCUCUCCACAGCUGAAGAAGCUGGAUCGGGCCGUGUCUGCUGCUCACACCUUCUUCGUGGCUAAUCCCCAGCACCUCCAAAUGCGGGAGGACAUCGAGAAGUACCGGCGGAUGUCAGGGGUGAAAUCAGACAACUUCCGAGAUCUGGAGGCCACGCCACACUGGGAAGCAUAUGAGGCUGGGCUGCAGCACUACAAUGCAGAUGAGUACCUGCAGGCUGUGGCCAGGCUGGAGGAAUCACUCACAGAGGCGCUGUCAGCACUGGAAGAGUGUCGUGCCCUGUGUGAAGGGCCUCGGGAGGAUGAGGACGAGGAGGAGGAGAUGCAGCCUGGCCUGUACGAAGCCAUUGCAGCCCAUUAUAUUCAGGUUUUGAAGUGCAGACAGCAGUGCGUCCUUGAAAUUGCCACAAAGCCAGGGCGGAUUUCUGCCACAGAAGAUUUCAUACCCUCUCACCUUGACUUACUGCAGUUUGCCUAUGAUCAAGUUGGGAACCAGGCACUGGCUGCUGAAUGUGCUGCUUCCUACUUGCUCUUCUAUCCCAUGGAUGAGCCAAUGUUGGAGAAAAUGAAACAGUAUCGCACAGAGCUGGGAGAGGACGCAACUGUCACAGCCAGAGAGAGUAUUCAACAGUAUGUGCGGAGAUCUUUGAUGGAGAAGAAGCUGAUUUAUUAUGCAGUGGAGCAUCUAGGAGGAACUUUUAACGACCCUGAUCUUUGGACUCCAGAUGAGCUGAUUCCUGAAACCCUAAGGGAGAAACACAGAGAGGAUCAGGAGAAGCAAAAGCAGGAAACUCUGGAUGUGGAAGAGAGGGAGAAGAGGGGUCCUUUGCCUUUUGAGGGUAUUGCUGUCACGAUGGACUCCCGCCAGAUGAAUGGAACCCAGAGGGUUGUGUUCGACAGAGUGCUGACAGAGUCUGAGUGCAAGGACCUUCUCCAGCUGACAAAGGCAGCAGGAGAAGCAGGAGAUGGCUACCGGGCAAGACGGUCGCCUCACACCCCACAUGAGAGAUUUGAAGGGUUAACCGUUUUGAAGGCCGUGCAGCUAGCCCAGAAUGGGGACGUGGACUGGAGAGAUGCCAGAUUGCUUCUGCGGGCCAGUGAGAAAUCACGGAGAAUCAUAGAAUCCUAUUUUACUCCUGGGAGGAAACUCCAUUUCUCAUUCACACACCUUGUGUGCCGCACGGCUGUAGACGAGGAACAGGAAGGUCGCAUGGAUCUUAGUCAUCCUGUCCAUGCUGAUAAUUGUCUCUUGGAUCCUGAGGGGCAAGAGUGCUGGAGAGAACCACCUGCCUACGUGUACAGGGACUACAGUGGCAUUCUCUACCUCAAUGAUGACUUCCAAGGUGGGGGCCUUUUCUUCACCGAAAUGGACACUGUGACUGUCACAGCUGAGGUGCAUCCUAAGUGUGGGAGGCUGGUAGCCUUCAGCUCUGGCAAGGAGAACCCCCAUGGCGUGUGGGCAGUGAGCCGUGGGAGGCGGUGUGCCAUUGCUCUCUGGUACACACACUCCCAGGAGCAUGCUGAGCAGGAGCGAGUGAAGGCAGAGGAGCUGAUGGAGCAGAGGGACAUGAAGCAGGACCAGCCUGAUGGAGAAGAACAUCAUAGGGCUGAUCACAGCGGCAGAUCCUCCUCAGAGCCUCCCAUUCCCAGCAGUGAAGCCAGGCCCAUGAGCCGGAGACACAAGCCUGGCUCAGACAGGACACAGCACCCCAAGGAGCUGCGGGUUAGAGAUGAGUUCUGAGCGCAUAGGGCCCUGGAGACAGGACUGGCACACACCAUGGCCUGGCAGGUCGUGGUGGCACCAGGACCACCGAGGCCUGGAGCAGUGUAUUAGCAUGCUAGAGCCUUAGUGAUGGGGAGGGAUGCAG
Antrostomus carolinensis (chuck-will's-widow) is the source of this 1885-nucleotide messenger RNA. RefSeq names its product prolyl 3-hydroxylase 3 (gene P3H3). NCBI's taxonomy places the organism in Eukaryota, Metazoa, Chordata, Aves, Caprimulgiformes, Caprimulgidae. The record is from RefSeq and is a predicted model, not a curated record. The annotation marks the transcript as partial. Gene Ontology annotation, biological process: collagen metabolic process. Gene Ontology annotation, cellular component: endoplasmic reticulum. The transcript has 14 exons. Gene Ontology annotation, molecular function: procollagen-proline 3-dioxygenase activity; iron ion binding; protein binding.